AAUUUUUAAUUACCCGCUCGUUAGUCCCUAAAUCCCCCCAAAUAACUCUCAAAAAUUGCCCCAAAAUUUCAUAUUUCCAGCAACAUUCUUUGUCUCUGCAUCUUUAGGUUCUUCGGCCGUUUCUCCUUCGUAGAUUGAAAUUAGAUGUUGAGAAAGGUUUGCCUCCCAAAAAGGAAACUAUCAUGAAAGUAGGAAUGUCCCAGAUGCAGAAACAGUACUAUAGGGAUUUGCUGCAAAAAGAUCUUGAGGUUGUAAAUGCUGGUGGAGAGCGUAAGCGUCUUCUGAACAUUGCAAUGCAGUUGCGCAAAUGUUGUAAUCACCCAUACCUUUUCCAAGGUGCUGAACCUGGACCUCCAUAUACAACAGGAGACCAUCUUGUUACCAGUGCUGGUAAAAUGGUUCUCUUGGACAAAUUACUUCCAAAGCUGAAGGAGCGUGAUUCUAGAGUUCUGAUAUUUUCACAGAUGACAAGGCUACUGGAUAUUCUUGAAGAUUAUUUGAUGUUUCGUGGAUACCAGUAUUGUCGAAUUGAUGGUAAUACAGGUGGUGAAGAUCCUGAUGCUUCCAUUGAAGCCUUUAAUAAGCCAGGAAGUGAGAAAUUUGUUUUCUUGUUAUCAACUAGAGCUGGAGGCGUUGGUAUUAAUCUUGCUACAGCAGAUGUUGUGAUCCUUUAUGAUAGCGACUAUAAUUGGUCAAAAGAAGGAAGUUCAAGUGUUUUGCUUUUUGCACGAAGUACACUAUUGAGGAAAAGGUGAUUGAGAGGGCCUAUAAAAAACUUGCUCUAGAUGCUCUGGUUAUUCAACAAGGACGAUUAGCAGAGUAGAAGA
Messenger RNA from Gossypium arboreum, 827 nucleotides. RefSeq names its product ISWI chromatin-remodeling complex ATPase CHR17-like. Lineage: Eukaryota; Viridiplantae; Streptophyta; Magnoliopsida; Malvales; Malvaceae. Gene Ontology annotation, cellular component: nucleus; chromatin. The record is from RefSeq and is a predicted model, not a curated record. The transcript is spliced from 4 exons. The coding region runs from base 183 to 755 and encodes 190 amino acids. Gene Ontology annotation, biological process: regulation of transcription by RNA polymerase II; nucleosome organization. Gene Ontology annotation, molecular function: ATP-dependent chromatin remodeler activity; ATP hydrolysis activity; histone binding.